Messenger RNA from Pecten maximus, 2559 nucleotides. Its product is annotated as ATP-binding cassette sub-family D member 4-like. Gene Ontology annotation, cellular component: peroxisomal membrane. Gene Ontology annotation, molecular function: ABC-type transporter activity; long-chain fatty acid transmembrane transporter activity; ATP binding. Gene Ontology annotation, biological process: fatty acid beta-oxidation; very long-chain fatty acid catabolic process; long-chain fatty acid import into peroxisome. The record is from RefSeq and is a predicted model, not a curated record. NCBI's taxonomy places the organism in Eukaryota, Metazoa, Mollusca, Bivalvia, Pectinida, Pectinidae. Bases 15 to 1895 code for a protein of 626 amino acids. The transcript is spliced from 17 exons.
UGUACGAUGACAACAUGGUGGACAAACAAAUAACACGCUCAAGCUUCAAAUUUGAUUUAAAGUUUCUGAAACGUUUCUUGCGCCUGCUGGGAUGGAUGUUUCCAAGUUUGUGUAGUAAACAGACUCUUCUCUUCCUGUUCCUCCUGUGUCUCGGACUUCUAGAACAAGUGAUUGUGUUUAACAUUGGAUAUGUGCCUUCGAAGUACUACAAGGUGUUCGGUAACAAGGACUAUAGUGGAUUUGUACACGAAACACUACUGGCUUUAAUGCUGAUAGUCUCCGAGUCAUUUAUAAAGAGCACCAUUACAUUUGUGACUUCCAUCUUGUACAUCCUAUGGCGAGGUGUGGUGACCAAGAAGUUACACAAGAAAUAUUUCAAAGAUUAUUUGUACUAUAAAAUUAAUGUUCUCAGUUCAACUGAUAAUCCUGAUCAGCGUAUAACUCAGGAUGUGGAGCGACUGUGUUUUUUCUUCAGCCAAAUAUUGACACCUUUGAUUAUCUCCCCUUUCACAAUAGGAUAUUACAUAUAUCAAUGCAUCAAAAAAACAGGAUAUCUUGGUCCAGUGGGAGUUGUAGGUUUCUUCCUGGUCGGAACUGUAUUCAACAAGUUGUUAAUGUCACCAGUUGUCAACUUUGUAUUUAAGAGGGAAAAGAUGGAGGGUAAUUUUAGAUUCAAACACAUGCAGAUGAGAGUGAAUGCUGAGUCUGCUGCCUUUUAUAAAGCUGGUGCUGUAGAAAUGAACAAAACAGAUAAUCACCUUGACAAUCUUCUCUCUGUCCAAAAGAAUUUAGUGAUCAGAAAAUAUUUCCUAAAUAUGUCUAUAAACCUGAGUGAUUACCUGGGCAGUAUCCUGAGUUACCUGUUGCUGGCCCUGCCCAUCUUCAGUGGUUCCUACGAUAAUCUGUCCUCUGCAGAUCUCUCUUCUCUAAUAAGUCUGAAUUCAUUUGUGAUAAUUUACCUGAUCAGCUGCUUCACCAAACUGAUAGACUUGUCAGUACAAGUGUCAGAAAUGGCUGGAAAUGCCCAUAGGGUGGGGGAGCUGAUAGAAGCCCUGGGCAGACUGAGAGCCGAGGAUGACACUGUUUACAACUUCCUGGAUACCAGCAAUGAUGGGGAAGGGGCUAUUCCCUUAUCUGACAUAUCUGUUGCAUGCAGCAAUCAAGGUGGAGAUGGAGUUUCCUUCGGCAGAAUACAGAUGAAUGAGAAGGCUCUAACUGUACAGGACCUGACCUACGGACCCCCAGAGAGUCAUGUGAUUCUCUGUAGAAAUCUGUCCUUUCAGCUGGAGUCUGGCGUAAACACACUGGUAAAAGGAGACAGUGGAUGUGGCAAGAGUUCUUUAUUGAGAGUUAUAGCAGGGCUAUGGCCCACCGUAACAGGAUCUGUUAUCAAACAUAUUCCAAUGGAACACAAAAAGAUUCUGUUUCUGCCCCAGAAGCCCUACUUCACUGAUGGAUCACUGAGAGAACAGGUGAUGUAUCCUAUGCAGGAUAUCCUCUCAGGGUCAGUGUCUGCAGAGAACCAGAAGAUCACCCAGUAUUUAGAGUAUGUCGGAUUAACAGACAUCAUGGACAGGGUCGAGGACCUGGACAAGAGUUUGGACUGGAACUGGUACGAUGAAUUGUCGCCGGGAGAGAUGCAGAGACUGUCUUUUGUUCGUUUGUUUUAUCACCAGCCAAAAUUUGCAGUGCUGGAUGAGGCGACCAGCCAGAUCGGUCUGACAGCAGAGAAGAAAAUGUACGAGAUGUGUGGUCAGUUAGGUAUCACAGUGCUCAGUGUCGGCCACCGCCAGAGUCUCAACAAAUACCAUAUCAUGGAGAUCAUUCUGGAUGGUCAAGGGGGUUGGAAGAUACAGCCAAUCACAGACAAUCUCAUAUCAGCAAGCACCUGCUGAUAGAGUCUGAUAUUACAUUUACCAUAAAAUCCUGUGUAAUUUAUGCAGUUUUUUGGCCAAAAUUGCUGUUGUAGUUGGGAGUGCUUUGAUUGCAAAGGUACGAAGAUCACCCAGAUCUCUGUAUUGGCAUCGAAUGCCAUGACAGUUUACACAAGUCCAACAUGAAUCCCUGUUAUUAUGAUAUUUUUUCUGUCCAGAAUUAUUUUUAUAAGUUGUAGCCCUAUGCAUGUUACUAUAUUUGGCACCUGGAUAAUUCAUCAGCAUCCCUUAUAAAUGCCAGAGACAGACCCCAGCCAGAGAUCACCACCCAAAACUUCUCAAUCAAAAAAACAAUAGAGGUCGAAUCACCUUACCUGUGUUGGUCAAUGUGCUUGUCAUGGCUGGCUGUCUGCUAAUAGAUAGUAAAUAAAAGUGUUUUGUUUUUUAUAGGACCGUCAAAUGUCUACAGACAUUUAUAACAGGCAUACUAUAGCUCUUCGUCUGUUAAUUAGUUAAAGGUUUUUUGAAUGGUCUACAGUUUAGUCAGAUCAUGUGUUGUUGUGUGUUAUAAAGUGUAUGUGUGAUGGUUGUGUGUUAUAAAGUGUAUGUGUGAUGGUUAUAUGUUAUAAAGUGUAAGUGUGAUGGUUGUGUGUUAUAAAGUGUAUGUGUGAUGGUUGUGUGUUAU